Molecule: messenger RNA, 6652 nt
Organism: Puntigrus tetrazona (Sumatra barb)
Lineage: Eukaryota; Metazoa; Chordata; Actinopteri; Cypriniformes; Cyprinidae
Gene: leng8
Product: leukocyte receptor cluster (LRC) member 8
Cellular component (GO): nucleus
Source: RefSeq, a predicted model, not a curated record
AGCCAUUUUGUUUGAGGUGUUGACAUUCAACCGCUGAGUUCGACGAACUAGUUGAUAUGAGCUCCGAUAUAAUCCUAAUGUCAACUGGAACGUGGUUUAUUUAAGGCAUUCGAUACAAACUGUUGUCAAGAAGAUUUUGUAUGCGACUUCUUAUAAGUCGUCCUAUAUUAAGCGUUAGAACAAGAAUUUUCCUCACAUUUGGGUAGAAUUUUCGGACGGGCUAAUACGUUAGCUCUGGCAAAAUGGCGGCGAAUGCGGCACAAGCCCCUACAUCAAACUGGCCGUAUGGUAGUAAUUCAAGCGGAGACAGCCAAGUCCAUGAGAACCCAGAAUGGGAAAAAGCCAGACAGGCUCUAGCCUCCAUCAGUAAAAGUCAGAACUCCAAGUCUUCACCAACCAAUCGCCCCACCCAACAGGCUGGACCUUACCAACCAACAGACCCUUCUGCAAUGCAACAACAGCAGCAGCAAUACUAUCAGCAGUGGUAUCAGCAAAACCAACAACAGUAUGCUGGUUACACUUAUCCAUACAACUACUACUACCCCAUGCCUCCGUAUGGAGGACCAUAUCCUCCAGGACAGUAUGGUGUUCCAGGGAGCUAUCAGACACCCACUACCCCCACUGGACAGGCCCCUAGCAUGCCUAUGAUGGAAGAUCAGUCCUCCAGCUAUUCCUCUCAGCCCCCUCCUCCUGCAACCCCUCAACCUCCCCCUCAGAGUCCAACAUCCACUGACCAGCCCCCACCCCCUCCUCCACCCCCCAUACCUCCACCUAAUGCCCAGUACCCUCCACCAUCCCAGACCCCCUAUAGCCCUAAUGGUACUCUGCCAUACAGCCCCACUGAUUCAAACACUAUGAUGCAGGGCUACAAUGCAGGGCAGAUUCGGCCAGGGUUCCAUGGUUACCAAACUCCAUCAUAUCAACCCCCUCAGCAGCUGGGACAGGGCCCAUAUGGAGGCCCAGGCAGGGUGGAUGCUAAGAAACCUAACAAUAGCAAUAUGAACAAAGGUGGUCAGCAGAUGUGGCAACGCAUGAAACAGGCUCCUGGAACCGGUGCUGUCAAAUUUAAUAUACAAAAGCGCCCUUACGUCAUGGCCAAUCAAAACUUUCCUUCAGGUGAGCAGGCCCCUGGAUUGACUUCACCCACUGUAGCAAACCCAUUAUCUGGGUCUGUGGUGGCAAACCCUACCACGUCUGCAGGAAAUGCACAAACUCGGCCUCAGGACUGGCCACAGGCCAUGAAAGAGUAUGUACAGCGCUGCUUUACAGCCUGCGAAUCUGAAGAGGAUAAGGAUCGUACAGAAAAAGUGCUUAAAGACCUUCUGCAGUCCAGACUUCAGGAUGGCUCUGCUUACACCAUCGACUGGACCAGAGAACCACUGCCAGAUUUGAAGCAAAAACCAUCUCGCUGGGAGAUGGUUCCUCAGCGUUCUCAGGAGAAUGCUAUUGGGAGAGGUGGAGCCACCCGUGGCAGGGGUGGGGCCAGGUUGGGUAACUACAGAAAUGUCUUUUCUCAGAGAAGCCCCUCUUCCAGCUCCUCCAGGUCGUCUCGCUCAUCGUCACGAUCUCCAUCGCCUCACAGCCGACACAGGGACAGGAGUAGACAUCAUCGCAGUGACUCUGGCUCUCAGUCAGAUAGCAGCAUGUCAAGUGAUCCUCGACUUCCGCUGUCUCGGCGGCAACAAAAGGGUGGCAGGGGCCGUGGGGCAGAAAGGGAGCGAGGUAGAGGAGCUGCCGGAGAAAGAGGCAGAGGAAGAGGCAAAGCAAACAGAGGGCGGAGGAAUAUGGAAGACCUCGCUAGUGGUAUUGGUAAAAAGCGGAAAGGUGGUAAUGCAGGGCUUGACUUUCACGACCCGAAUCGAGAAGCGAAGAAGCAGAGCCGUGCAGCACGCUUCCACACUAAACUACGCACUGAGCCCCUGGUGUUGAACAUCAAUGUUUUUGACCUUCCCAAUGGCACCCAAGAGGGACUGAGUUGGGAUGAAUGCCCUAUAGUCGGCACCUGCCAGGACAUUACUAAAAACUACCUCCGCCUGACCUGUGCCCCUGACCCUUCAACCGUCAGACCUGUUCCUGUUUUGCGCAAAUCCAUGAUCGCAGUUAAAACUCAUUGGAAGUCUAAUCAGGAUUACGUAUACGCAUGUGAACAAAUGAAGUCAAUCCGACAGGAUCUCACUGUUCAAGGUGUGCGUACAGACUUCACUGUGGAAGUCUAUGAGACACAUGCUCGCAUCGCUCUGGAAAAGGGUGACCAUGAGGAGUUCAAUCAGUGCCAGACCCAGCUGAAGGCACUGUAUAAAGACUGCCCAUCAGACAACGUGGGAGAAUUCACUGCAUACAGACUUAUCUACUACAUCUUUACUAAGAAUUCUGGAGACUUGACGACUGAGCUUGUGUACCUGACCCCUGAGCUCCGUGCCGAUCCGUGUGUAGCUCAUGCUCUUGAGCUCCGUACUGCCUGGGCGCUUGGAAACUUCCACCGGUUCUUCAAACUCUAUCAGAAGGCUCCACGUAUGGCUGCUUACCUUAUCGAUAAGUUUGUGGAGCGUGAAAGAAAUCUAGCGCUGAGGGCCAUUCUUAAAACGUUCAGGCCCUUUGUGCCGGUGGAGUAUGUGCAGUCCAGCUUGGCCUUCCCAGAUUUAGACACAUGUUUAGCAUUUCUAACAGGGCUUGGGGUUACAUUCACCCCCUUUGACCCAAGCAAAAUAGAUUGUAAAGUCAGCUCAGUUAGUCUUACAACUUCCUAGUAUGGGGAAAGGUUUGGGGUUGACCAGAGAAGUUUCAUUUAUACAGCUUAAAACAGACUAUAGAUAAGGGACCAGAUAUCUACAUAAUAGACAGACACACUCAGAGCUGAUCAUAUUUAUGAAAGAUAUCUAAUUUUUAACUCUUGUAGAGUGAUGGACUUUCUGACAGAUGGACAGAUGACACAUCCACACACAGGGACUUAGGUGCCAUGUUCAAGACCCAUUAUAGCCUGUUCACACAGAGCCCACUUAAUGAAGUAUCAGACAGUUUACUUGCACCAAUAGAAAAAGGAAAAGGAUCUAAUGGGGUUGGGUCAGCAGGUCAUAUCAGGUCCCACAGAGCUCCAAAAAGCAUUUAAGCUAACAGUGUUGUGUGUUCUCAUGUUUUUCUCCCCUCAAGCAAACAGCCGCAAAGCUCAAGACCUGAAAACAUCAUGGUUAACCCAGAAUAUAAUGUGAGCCAGUUGCCACCAACAGCACACCAGCUCAAGUCUGUGUGAAGACAAAGGAUCUCUCUACAAGGUUGAUGAACUUUAAAGUCAAGUGAGCUUCAGUGCAAUCAUUCAAGCAAGAAGAAGAUGGUUUGUAUUCCCUAUCUUUCUCAUUGCCUGAGAUGUCUUCAGUGAGUCACUGGUGGGGGUGCUCUGGUAGAUCUCCUGGCUCCCUUCAUCUCUAGGAUCCUAAUGCUGAUAACAUGUAAGAUUUGGACUGAGUUAUAACAAGAUUAGGCCCUGUUCCGCAUUGUGAUAAGUUCUGCCCCCUUCCCACACAGUCUCCUCUCCCUCUCCUGCACAUCAUCAACGCUCAAGAAGCUGGCCUUCAUUAGUCCAAGAUACCCUCCUAAUCAUUCCUCGACACCCAGGAAGCACAGCUCAGUGACUCAAUCAUUCAUUUCCAUGCCAGCUGUGAUCUUACUAGGGCCAAGUGCAUUAAAGUCAUCCCAGUCCACUUAGGGCGUUUGUUCACCAUUAAAUUUGACCUCCGGCAUUUGAAGAGCGAAAGCCCCUACAAAGCACUCCCCAGCAUAGAACGUCUCUACACCUAACAUGCAGUCAGCCUGAAAAGGAAAAGUCAUUCAGAAGGAAAAGCAAGCUCAGUUUUCAUUCACAGCAAGUUGGCGGCGGUCUCUCGUCUCUUCUCCAGAUGGUGAUCUCCACUAAUCACCUCACUCCUGAAAGGGCAUCCACUGUCCUGCUGGGGUUUGGAAACACAUGGGUUUGUAUGGCUCCUUACGCUUUGACCACAUCUGCUGGUAAGAAGGACUUGAUGUUUUGAAAGCGUGGUGGAUCUUCGUUCAGCUUGGGUUGAGGUGUUAGCACUGUUGAACAACGUGCUUGGCUUCUGUUAACCCUUCUGCCAGGUUGUAAACGUAUUAUCUCAUUUCUAAACGGGCCUAAUAAUGAACUCUGCUGCACCCUUUAUCGGCAAGAUUGACACCAAAAGAUUCAUACAAAAAAUCUAAAAGAUCAGAUAAGUUAUCAUGAGUAUUACUGUGAUGCAGUAAUAAAUCUUAGAGAUUUAUCCUGGCCUUAAUCUAGCCAUUGACAAACAAAACCAUUUCCUAGUAAAAAGGUUUUACAAUUUCAAAGUAUUACAAAGUUUAGUUAAUGCUCCUUGAUUUCUAAUGGACUGCUUAAAAUUUGAACUCGAUGCUUACACAUCAGUUUCAUUGUAAAUGAAAGAGGAGUGUGUGCACCAGCAGUUUUCUUUAAGUUUAAGAUGGCAUGGAUAAGGCUUGGGGUCUGAAAUGCGUGCUUUGGCAAGAUGUGCUCAGGUCCACUAUGAGCAGAAAGGAUCGCUAACACCUCUUUGGUGAAAUUUGUACAUAUGUUGCUCAUGUAAAUAAUGUGAGAAGUGAGAUUUUUCUUUUUCCAUAUACUUUGAUUUCAUAGAUUAUUUUUGUUUAUUUGUACAAUGGUAAGUGUUGUUUUGAACUAUGCAUCAUUUUGCUGGCAGUUUUAAAAGUUUAAAUAUAAUAUUUUGGGUGGUGAGUUUGUGCGUACUGAGAUAUGGUUCAGUGCAAAUAAUCUAAAUUUUCAUGUUCAAAUUAAGUUUCUAGUUCCCCUAUACUUUAAAUAAAUUAUAGGCUAGGAAGUAAAACAUCGAGUCAACACUCAUGAAGGAGUCGGGGAUUCAUGAAUUGAUGAUCUGCCAAAUCUUUCCCUUGUUGAUCUUUACUUAAUAUUUCUAAGCAAGAUUUCCUGAUUCUCUUCCUCUUUUCUCUUUAGAUUUUCUUGCUCUCAUACCUGUAAAACUUCACUUGUUAGAUACAGACGUUUAGAUGCAACAAUAAGAGAAAGAUUUGGAUUAAGCACAAUGUUAUCAUUACAUGCUGUUUUGUUUUUUCUCUCCACCUCAAAAUAUUGAUAUUUUCAUUUGCAAUUUUUCUCAACUGAUGUGAUUUAAACGAGUACUGAAGACUGCAAUGUAUUGGAGUUGGGAAAUGGGUAUAAUGUUUAGUUGUUGUUUUUUUUUUUUUGUUUGUUUUUUUUCUCGAAGUUUACAUUAGAUCUUCUUCAUCUUUUAUUUGGUUGUGCAUUGUAAAUGAUGCUGCUGGUUGCCACACUGACUUUGCUCUCCUCUCCUCCUCAACCUUCAACCCCCUCCCAACCCUUGUUCUCUCUCCUCCUGCACUUCUUCAUUACCAGAUUCUCUCUCUUCUUGCAGUCAUGCACAUUCGGAGCAAAGCGAGAGAUGAAAAGAUGAGGGCAAAACUAAUCCAGAGGCACACUGGAAAAUGGGCAUUGAGACAUCCAGACAUCAGCCAAUUCAGAUUCUUCAUUGUGCUUGUUGUUGUCUGAUGCAUUUGUCAUUUUGAGAGCCUGGUGAUUUCAAUUUGCAAUUUAUUUUAUUUUCUUAAUGCCAAUCUUAAAACCUUGAUCAAACCAUGACAAAUCCACCAUGUUAUUCUGAAGAUGAUGUAUGUUUUAGGAAUUGCUCUCUAUAUAGUGUUUGGUAGAAUGCUGCUGUAUGUUCAGGUGUGUCUUCUCUCUUAAAGUUGCCUUUUCCCCUCCCCCUCUAAAUAUAAUAGGUGUUUUUUUUUUUUUUUUUUUUUUUGGUAACUGCUGUAUUAUUUGGUGUUUUAGUUGAUGGACUGGGGUUUCUGAUGUCUGUCUUCUGGGUUUAAUAUAAGCUGUAGAAUUGCAUACUGGACAUACCUGGACAUACAGAUGGUUAGACAUUUUCUAGAGAUUUUUACAGUAAUGUCUCUCAGGUCUUAAGAGCUCACUUUCAGAUUCCUAAUGUUGAUUGGCUGCCCAUAAUGCCUAUUACUUAAGGAUUGUCCAAAGCAAUGUUGAUUGUCUCAAAUGAUACCAGUUAAUUUUUUUUUUUCAUGAAAUGUAUUUUUAGCCUCUGCUAUUGUAGUUGAUGUGAUAUUUUCGCAGCAGUAUUACUAACAGUCUCAUCCCCUCUCUUCAAAUGUUGCCUGUCCUCUUGCACUUCUAAUUUCUUUAACGUCUUUUCACUGCAUCAGCUCUUCGCUUUUCUUUGUUCACAUUGUUUUAGAUUUGCCUCUAAAUGUUCUUACAUCAUUUCAACUUUAGCCAUUGACUCUUUGCUUUUUCCUCAUCUUUUUAAUAGUUUUUUUUUCAGCAGUCUGUUCUUUCUGCAUGUUCUUCUUUUCUGCCUCUUCUCUCCUCUAUUGUUUUCUGUAAUGCGAUGUUGUGAUUGAUUUUAUAUGUAGUCAGUGCUUGGCAGUAAGUAUUUUGACAGGAUUGUACUACUCUGAUUCUUCUUUUGCAGCUCAACCUCUAAAAGCCCUAAUGUCUCUGCCCUAUCUAGAGCUCCAUGUGUGUUCAUAUGCAGUGGAGUUCAUAAAGAAUAUACUGCCGUUUGUAGAUGCUGAUCUGUACAUAAUGUACCUACUUUCAUAUCUUGAGAGAAAAAUAAAGAAUUAAAUCUGA